Archocentrus centrarchus (flier cichlid) is the source of this 1732-nucleotide messenger RNA. Its product is annotated as glial cell line-derived neurotrophic factor-like. Gene Ontology annotation, biological process: negative regulation of neuron apoptotic process; positive regulation of branching involved in ureteric bud morphogenesis; peripheral nervous system development. The transcript has 2 exons. The record is from RefSeq and is a predicted model, not a curated record. NCBI's taxonomy places the organism in Eukaryota, Metazoa, Chordata, Actinopteri, Cichliformes, Cichlidae. Gene Ontology annotation, molecular function: glial cell-derived neurotrophic factor receptor binding; growth factor activity; receptor tyrosine kinase binding. Bases 295 to 1098 code for a protein of 267 amino acids.
UAUCGGCAAAGUGUUGUUGGACCCGUUUUGAAGUCAACUUGAGAGGGAAGCAAGUGAUUUGCGUUUGCGCGUCUGUGCCGUGGAUGUUGCGCCACGCAGCAUUUCGCUGUCCAGCUGGCAUGUGAGUGACUGCGUGCAGUUUGCAGUGCGCACCACCGAUCACCACCGUUUGAACUGGCAGGAACUCGGAUGAGCUGAUGAGUCUAACUCUUAAACGUCUGUGGGGCGCUUUUGCCAGAUGAUACCUGUUGAUUUUGUAUCGCGCCAUGUCCUGCUGUCGGACUGAAGUGGACAAUGAAGUUAUGGGAUAGCCUGACCACUUGUUUGAUACUACUGAGCACCGUUCACGCCAGCCCGCUGCUCCAGAGCCCACAGCAGCCCACUUCCACCAAGAAGAGAGGGCGCGUCGCCGAGAGUCCCCGCGAGCUCCCGCCCGUUCAGAUCCGCCUGUCUGUUUCUUCCCCGAGCAUAGAUAGAGCAAACACGGACGAAACGCUGGCUGGAGGAGAAAAAUACACCAUGGAGGAGCCCCUCCCGAAUGAGUUUGAUGAUGUGGUGAACUUCAUCAGAGUGACCAUCAGUAGAAUACGUCGCUCCUCCUCACUCGCUGUGUCCUCAUUUACCACCACCACCAUCCCCACCUCCUCCUCCUCCUCCCCCUCUAAUGAUAACUUUGACAGCAGGACUCUACAUAGAAGGGGGAAAAGGAAGGGGACAAGCCAGCGAAAUAGUGGCAGAGGAGCAGAAGGAUCUAGGGGUGCUGGCACAGGUGGGAAGAGUAGAGGAGGAGGAGGUGGCAGAGGACAGGGCUGCGUGCUAAAACAGAUCCACCUCAAUGUGUCAGACCUCGGUCUGGGCUAUCACUCCAGUGAGGAAAUGAUAUUCAGGUACUGCUCUGGACCGUGCAGAAAGUCUGAGACCAACUACGACAAAAUCCUUUACAACCUCAUUCACAACAGGAGGCUUCCCGCCAAAGACAUGCCCCCUCAGGCUUGUUGUCGGCCAAUUGCGUUCGAUGAUGAUCUCUCGUUUCUGGAUGACAGCCUAGUUUACCACACCGUGAGGAAGCACUCUGCCAGAAAAUGUGGCUGCAUGUAGGGAGUGCGACCUGGUGUCAGGCUUUGUGUAAUUUUAACUUUUUAUACUCCCACUUUGAGGUAUAGUGUUUUGUUUUGUUUUUUUCUUCAGUUCUGUCUUCACUCACGAAAGCUUUCUGGCAUGUGGUGAUUUAUGACUUGGAUUUAGCAGUAUAGGAGUAAAUAAAGAGAGGAAGUGGCAUUACAUAAAUUUUUACCCCAAAGAAAUUACUUUCAGGAGUUGCCUCGGCACCAUUACAACUUGUUUGAGUUCCUUUACGGUCUCCAGAUUGGCUGUAUGGGAUUUCAUAUUCCCAUCUAUAGUUAACCAAAAAAGACAACUCAAUCACAUUCACACACAAUGAGUAAUUCAGCCAACUCACUCUAUCUACUGUACAGCACAUAUAUUACAUGAAAAGUCACACAUGAAAUGUAUUUAUGAAAUAUUGACUAUAUUAAGUUAUUGAUAUUUAUUUGUUAUUGUUUUUAAUGAAUAAAUGUUAUUUAUUGCUGUGAUCAACUCUCAUCAGAGUGUGCCAAAGUUUCAGAUCAAAUAUGAUUUAUUUUCAUAUAAAAGCGGUGCAUUUUGAUCUUUUCAGCAUCUAAUCUUAAAAGUACCCUGCUGAGUUGUCUUGACAAUGUUAGGGUCCAGGGUU